Paecilomyces variotii is the source of this 2333-nucleotide messenger RNA. RefSeq names its product SAM domain protein. NCBI's taxonomy places the organism in Eukaryota, Fungi, Ascomycota, Eurotiomycetes, Eurotiales, Thermoascaceae. The record is from RefSeq and is a predicted model, not a curated record. Gene Ontology annotation, molecular function: translation repressor activity; protein binding; mRNA binding. Gene Ontology annotation, cellular component: P-body. The transcript is spliced from 3 exons. Gene Ontology annotation, biological process: nuclear-transcribed mRNA poly(A) tail shortening; regulation of mRNA stability. The coding region runs from base 290 to 2131 and encodes 613 amino acids.
CUGGCCUGGCCUGUGCCCUAAUUGUUAUCGCCUAGAGCGUUUGCUGUCGGGUUCUUCUGUCGGAAGUCUUUUCUCGCCAGGGUUUUCUUGUGCCCUGCUUGACGACUCUUUUCGGAGCCGGAAUCAGUCCGAUUAUCACUCGAACAUAUCUCGAAAAAAACAAAAAAAAUAUUCGCAAACUCAGCAGGCGCUGCAGGAGCUUUGCAGUAAUUAUUAACUGUACCUAUUGUUCCACUUUUUGCGACAUUCACCGGUUGGACUGCCCCGUUUGCCGCCAUAGCACUUCACCAUGGCUAGCCACAUCAUCGGAAACCGCAACAGCACCCCGGACGCUUCGAAGUCCUCUCUUCGUCCUCCGUCGUCCUCUCGUAACCUGGGAGGCUCCCAUCAACUGCGAGCUUCAGCGGACAUGUCGGGAUUCCCGUCUCCUCUUUCCUCGCGGAGCAUACGUCCUUCGUCGGAAGUCUUCUACAACCAACAAUCCCAAAAUCAAAGCAACAAUGACGACGCUCUUGACCGUGCUGCGCAACAGUGGAUUGCCGACAUCGACCAGUAUGAGACAACUCUGGAGGAGAUGGCUGCCGCCACGUUAGAUCAGGACUUCAAGGAUGAGCUGAGUGCGAUUGAACAGUGGUUCCGCGUCUUGAGCGAAGCGGAAAGGACGGCUGCUCUCUACGCCCUGCUGCAACAGACUACUCAGGUUCAGAUUCGCUUUUUCAUCCAGGUUUUGCAGCAGAUGGCCAAAAGCCAUCCGAUGUCUGGUGUCCUGUCGCCUGCCAACUUUGGGGAAAAGGAUCCCAUGUCGAACCGUCUGAAUGAUGCCAUGGCCAAGUUGAAUGUGGACAGCUCCCGCAACUCGCUGGGUCGCCCGCCACCUUCUCCCGGCGCCAAACGGAACUCAGGACUGGACUCCUCUACGAUCAACGCUAUGUUCCCGGAUGCUGCUGCGGCUAUUGCAAAGAAGAAGGCGGAAUUCACUCAACAAACGGGUAAUGCGCCAACCUCAAACCGCAACAGUGCUGUCUUUGGCGGCGACCGUACCUCUCUUGUCACGCCCACCAUCUCCGCCCCGGACAACGAGAACUUGGGCCAGCCGCCAUCGUCGCCAUGGGCUCAGCGAGGCCCCGAAACUCAGCCUCCAAUUGCGCGCCCCAAGUCUUCCUCCGGUCAGCAGCAACCAAUGGGUCAGUUCAGCCAGCCCGCUUCGAGUCUCCGUUCCCCUCGCCCUGGCCAGAUCUCGACCGGGCAUGAUCUCUCCGCCGAUCCUCCUCUCUUGUCUCCGUAUAAUCUUGGCAACGCGAGCUGGGCUUCGAUGUCAAACACACCGAUGGCGGCCACUUUCAACACGCAGCAGAGUGCGGCCUCUCAGGCCGAUAUGGUUGCUAAUGCAACCGCUAUGAAGCUUGCGGCAUUGUCUACUGUGAACAACCGCAUCGCUCUGGACGAUGCUCGAAAGUACCGCCGUGCGCGGUCUAACGAUGGCCACGGAAAGAAUUCGAAUGCCGGUCAAGUUCUGUCUCCAGGACUCCCGCACACGAACAUUCCAGGAGCAAAUCUGGUAAUGGUGAAUGAUGCUGGCCAGGCCCUGAACGCCCAACAGAUUGCUGCUCUGCAAGCUCAGCAGCAAGCGGCAAUGGCAGGCCGGCGCUCGCGUCCCAACUCCCCUGGAUUGGCCAUGCAGGGGGGAUCGUUGGGUCCUGUGGGAUUUACUUCGCCACAGAACAACGGUUUCCUCGCCGCAUAUGAUCCCAAUAGCAACCCCCUUCUGGCGAAUGGACUGGGUGCUCUUGGUCUGAGCCAGUUUGGCCUUGGACACGAAGGCUAUCUCUCGGACCACUCCGAGGUCACUCGUGGCCGCUCUCCCCGUGGUCGUCGCGGCAGCUCUAAGCCGCCAGAGGAUCCAACCGACCCUAACCUCCUGCAGGACAUUCCUGCCUGGCUCCGGUCUCUGCGCCUGCACAAGUACACAGACAACCUGAAGGAUCUGAAAUGGACUGAACUGGUUGAGUUGGACGACAAAGGCCUGGAGGAGCGGGGAGUAAAUGCCCUUGGAGCCAGGAACAAGAUGCUGAAGGUCUUUGAGCAAGUGAGGGAGGCCAAGGCGGAGGGCAAGCUGGACCACGCUUUAUAAUCCGACAUAUAUCCCCAGUCGUUCUUUGUUUCUGCUUGGGCAGUCCGACACGAUCCAAAAGUGGUAACUGAGAGGAGCUGAGAAGAAAAGUCGCUGUGAAUUUUUGGAAUGACGUCUGUGGGCGGUUUGGAACCGCCCUGUUAUAGGCACAACUGUUGUCAUACCCGAGAGCAACUGGCCAAUUUUUGUAUCUAUUCCAUUG